This is a messenger RNA of Pararge aegeria (speckled wood butterfly), 3669 nucleotides long. Its product is annotated as ubiquitin-conjugating enzyme E2 G1. Gene Ontology annotation, biological process: proteasome-mediated ubiquitin-dependent protein catabolic process; protein polyubiquitination. Gene Ontology annotation, molecular function: ubiquitin conjugating enzyme activity. The coding region runs from base 137 to 643 and encodes 168 amino acids. Lineage: Eukaryota; Metazoa; Arthropoda; Insecta; Lepidoptera; Nymphalidae. The transcript has 5 exons. The record is from RefSeq and is a predicted model, not a curated record.
CAUGGUAACAUUGGCAGUUGGCACACCGGAAACAAGCGUAGCUCAUGUUUCUCAACCUGCAUAAAUUCAGCCAGCCAUCUUUUGUGAAAAAAUCAUUUGUUUCGUGUCGUCAGGGUACAUUUCUUAAUUGUAAUUAAUGUCAGAGCCACAGUCAUCGCUUUUAUUAAAAAAGCAGUUAGCAGAAUUGAACAAAAAUCCAGUAGAAGGAUUUUCUGCUGGGUUGAUAGAUGACAAUGAUAUUUACAGAUGGGAGGUUCUCAUUAUCGGUCCUCCAGAUACAUUAUAUGAGGGUGGAUUCUUUAAAGCACAUUUACAUUUUCCGAAGGAGUAUCCUUUGAGACCACCUAGAAUGAAAUUUGUAACAGAAAUAUGGCAUCCAAACAUUGAAAAGAAUGGAGAUGUCUGCAUAUCAAUAUUGCAUGAACCAGGUGAUGACAAAUGGGGUUAUGAAAAAGCCUCUGAGAGGUGGCUACCAGUACAUACAGUUGAAACAAUCCUCAUUAGUGUUAUUUCUAUGUUGGCAGACCCUAAUGAUGAAAGUCCUGCUAAUGUUGAUGCUGCAAAAGAAUGGAGAGAGAGGUAUUCGGAUUUCAAAAAGAAAGUUGCCAGAUGUGUUAGGAAAAGUCAAGAAGAUUGUUUUUAGGACUGAGAAAAAAUUACCAACAGAUUGUCAUGUUGGAAAAGGGCCACAUGACGCAGGCCACAAACAUUCAAUUGACACUUUAUGAUUUAACAUUAGGUUGCACACUCUAGCUGGCGCCAAACCAAACUGAAUAUUAGUAGCAGUGUGCUCAUUCUGUUUCUUUUUACAGAAAGAAUGGAGAGAAUCAUAUUCGGAGUUUAAAAGAAAAGUAGCACAGUGUGUGAGAAAGAGCCAAGAGGAUUGUUCUUAAAUAACAGUGCCCUUUUUAUUUAUUUAUUUGGAUAGUGAGUGUUUGGUGGUAAAGUUUGAAUAUCUUUGCAAGUUGCGAAGCCUAACCACAGCUCAGUGUAAGCCCCAACACCUGGGUCAGAGACAAUAUUGAAAUUGAUUUAAAUAAAUAUUGUAAUGAAAUGGUAUUGCUGCCGUAUUUUAUAAAUAAUAAAUUAAAGGUAGAACUCGAGUUCUUUUUCAUCUUUUUUAAGACAUGUUAGCUAGCUAUUGUUAUAAUAAUAAAAUGGUGUAUGAUAUUUUUUUCUACAGAAAACAAAUCUGCAAUUGUUCAUAAAUAUUGUCGAUCUCCUUAUAGUAAAACCAAAUUAAUAAAGUAAUUUAAUCAUUAUUUAUUAGUCGCUGGAAGUGUAUAUUUUAGACAUUGCUACAGAAAAUACUAUCCGAAAAUUGCAGAGAGCAAUUUUUCGUCUGUAAAUUUUAGUUACCUUACUUUUUGUAAUUAUUCUAUCAAUGAUUCGCUUAUAGGGUCAGCGCAGACUGCGCGAUAAAGAACUUGCAUGCUUUCUCGUAGAUAAUAGUAGAUUUCUCAUAGAUAAUAAUUUAAAAUUGUCCAUAUAUAAUUCCAAUAGAAGAUAUGAAUAGUUUCUGAAGAUACAAAAAAUGUAACAACAAAAAUGUAACAACAUUUUUUGUAUCUUCCUUGCUCACUAUUUUUCACUUUUAUUCAGAGUGGAUAAGGACGUUAUAAUUUAAUUAGCGAUGAGAAAAGUACUUCAGAAUACAAACACAAUUUGUCCAGUCUCCGCUGACCCUUAAGUGGACAGAUCAAUAGCAAAAAAAAUUAUUUGUAAUGAAAGCUGUCUUAGUGAUAAAUAUAUUCUAAACAUUAUUUCAAAUAAUAAAUGCAAGUUUUGUAAAAAUAUCUUUUUAUAUAAAUAAUAACCUUGCCCAUAUUUUACUAGGUGACAAAGGGCCAGCGUACAAUAUAUAGGAUCUACAAUGUCUGAUACAUUGUUAGUUAUGUAAUUGAAAUAUUCAAUAAAAUGCUUAGAGAACGACGUCACGGCAAGCUGAGUAUGUAUUGGAAAGGGAUUUUCCGUUCCAAUGAUGUCCGUUGGUGUAUUAACUAUUGCUGGCCCUAAGGCUAUAUUCAUGUGACUAGGCGCGCGUUAAGUUUUUGGUGUCAUCUACACGUUUGACGUGGCGCAUGUUGGACGGUCAAAGUUUCCGUUUUAUUACAAUAAUCGAAACCUUUGAAUAACCGUUGUAUUUUUUACAUGUAAGGCAAACAGCGAUGCAGCAAAAAAAAAUCGCCUUUAAUAAAUUCAUUCAUCCGGAUCGUUAAAGCUCACUGAAAGUUACUUCAUUUAUAUCCUAGCACUAUGUUUUAGGUAGGUAUAGGUGUAAGCGCUCAACUGAAUGGCAGUACAGAAAGCUUUUAAUCUCAGAAAUGCAUAACAAGUGCUCAUGUGAAAACUUUCUGACCCUACAGCUUCCCAGCACGGUUACAUAAAGAUUUCGAAUUUGUAUAGCAGUAACUGUCAUCUGAAGAUAUCCUAUGGGCCAGCGCACACCGGGCACAGCAGGGUAGAGCAUUUCUAGCUUUUCCUAAUGUAAAUUAAACUGGUAGUAAGAUACAGAUUUAAUGCAGAAGAGAUUGACACGGGAAUCCUUGGGAUGCCUUGUGGUCGAUCUCCAAGCAUCGGUAACAGUAUCUUGUUCCUAGUUACGUAUGAAUUUACAUUAGGUAAAGAUAUGUGUGCUGGUCAAAAGGCUCCAUAUUUAAAUAAUUAAGGUUAUCAAAUGUAUUCGAGUAAACUUUGCAAGAAAAUAACUACUACUAUUGAAGGAAGUUGUAUAUAAAACGUGGCAUAAUCCCAAAACUACCCUUAUUAGACUUACCUAACUAUCAGCGUACCUACUAAUAGAUAUGUCUUAUGGAGUAAUUAAUAGACAAACCUUAUAUCUACAGAUUGGGGACUAAAAGUCUAAAUAUUAUAUUGACAAUUUUAUAAAUUAUUGUCUGUUUCCUGACCCACUAAAAAAAAUUAUGUGUGUAUGUCCUCAAAUUUGUUAGUUUGAAUUGAUGAAAUCGAAAAUUGAAUUAACUUAUUAAAAAAUGUACAUUAAUGUAAAAAAUAAAUGCAGAUCUGGAAGUUUGAUAUUGCAUCAUUGAAUUAAGAAUAUACAGUAUCCUCAUUUAGCCAUUAUUGUAUGAAAUGCAUUGUGUGUUGUCUCUAAAAACGGAAACCCGCGCACGUCUCAUUUAACACCCGCGAAAUGUUGUUAACUCACAAACUUUUACAUUAGAGGUAAAAUAAUUACUGUCAACUGCUAAAUAAUAUGAAGCGACUAACCGUUUAUUCUAAAAUAAAGUGGAGUGUAUGGUCUUAAUUCUGUGAUUGCAUUUAACUUAAGGAAUAAAAAAAAAUCAUGUUUAUAAAUUGAUCACUUAAUGGCGGUCCCGCAGUACCAUUUCUUAGUUAAUUAACUAAAAUAAUAUAUCCUUCAAUACUAAUUAACCCUGGUAAUUCAAAAUUUUCCGUAAUAUUCAGUCUUAAGUGCACCAACUGAAGCGUAAAAUUCUCUUUUAUUUACAACACCUGUAUGUUUAAUUUAAAUUUUUACCAUAAUACUAGAUAAAAUAUCUAUACUACUAAUGGUUCCUCUGUAGAUUGGAAAAACCUAGCCCUCAAAAUAAUAAUUGCAAAUGUUUAAUUAUGCUCGGAAAUAUUGAUUUGUGAAGCAUGUACAUUAUUAACUUGUAUAUUUUUACUAUAAAACCAUAAUGCAGA